Molecule: messenger RNA, 1356 nt
Organism: Schizosaccharomyces osmophilus
Lineage: Eukaryota; Fungi; Ascomycota; Schizosaccharomycetes; Schizosaccharomycetales; Schizosaccharomycetaceae
Gene: hxk2
Product: hexokinase 2
Exons: 1
Coding region: 1-1356 (451 amino acids)
Biological process (GO): intracellular glucose homeostasis; glucose 6-phosphate metabolic process; glycolytic process
Cellular component (GO): cytosol; mitochondrion
Molecular function (GO): mannokinase activity; ATP binding; D-glucose binding
Source: RefSeq, a predicted model, not a curated record
AUGGAAGCAAAUCUUGAACAAGCUGUCAAGAAGCUGAUCAGCGACUUUGAAUGCCCCACAGAUGCUUUAAAGCAUGCUAUGGAAGAUUUCGAUGAACUUCGCAGAAAGGGUCUUGAAAAGGACGACGAAAUGCUUGCCAUGGCACCUGCCUACAUCAGCAGUGUUCCCACUGGUGAAGAAACGGGUGACUUUUUGGCCCUUGACUUGGGUGGUACCAACUUGCGUGUCUGUUGGGUUCGUCUUCUCGGUGAAGGCAAGUAUGAGAUGAAGCAAAGCAAGGCUACUUUGCCCAGAGAAAUCGUUCGUAACGAGUCUGCUCAACCUUUGGUUGACUUCAUCUGCGACCACAUCGAACUUUUCAUCAACGAAAACUUCCCCGAAAAGGUCGGUGUCCCCGAAAAGGAAUUCCUUCCCAUGGGUUUCACCUUCUCCUACCCCAUGAGCCAACGUUCCAUCGUUGACACCACCCUUAUUCGCUGGACCAAGGGCUUCAACAUCCCUGAAGCCAUCGGCCUCGACUUUGGUUCCACUUUGACCCAAGGUAUGAAGGACCGCAAGCUUCCUGUUGUCAUCGAAGCCGUUAUCAACGAUACUGUCGGUACCCUCGUUACCCGUGCUUAUACUUCCAAUGCCUACAACACCAUCAUGGGUGUUAUUUUCGGUACUGGUUCCAACGGUGCCUACAUCGAAAACUCCUCCGACAUCCCUAAGCUCAACGACGCCGGCAACAAAGAAAAGAUGCUCAUCAACAUCGAAUGGGGAGCCAGUAGCUUCAAGAGCCUUCCCGCUACCCGUUACGACUUGCUCCUCGAUCACGAUACUCCUAACCCUGGCCGUCAAAUGUUUGAGAAGCGUGUCUCUGGUAUGUAUUUGGGUGAGCUCUUCCGUCGUGCCUUGUUCCAUUUGAUCAAGGUUUACAACUUUAACAACGGUAUCAUCCCUCCCUCCGUCACCGACUCUUGGUCCCUUGAGACCUCCGUGCUUUCUCGCAUCGUCGUCAACCGUUCCGCCGAAAACAUCAAGGAAGUCCUUCGUCCCUACGGCAUCCGCUUCCGCGACGACAGCGAAGCUUUGCUUAUCUAUGAUGUUGCUUACUGUAUUGGCCGUCGCUCUGCCCGUAUCUCUUCCGUUCCCAUUGCUUCCCUUUACCUUACUACUGGCCAUGCCGGUAAGAAGGCCGAUAUCGGUGUUGACGGCUCCUUGGUCGAGCACUACCCCAACUUCGUCGGCAUGCUCCGUGAUGCUUUGAAGGAUGUGCUUGGUGAAGAUGAGAAGAACAUUAGCAUUGGCAUUGCUAAGGACGGUAGUGGUAUUGGUGCUGCUCUUUGUGCUUUACAAGCUGUUAAGGAAAAGUAA